AUGAGAGAAAAAACUACUGCCGAUGAAAUCCUCACUGAUAAAGUUGACCAACUUAUCAAUAAUGAAAAAGAAAUUAAAAUCACUACCAUUCAACAGGAAAUUAAAGUAACAAGGCAUGAAAACAUGUUUACAAAAUUAGUCUUACCUGCACUCGAUGACAUUCUUCGUUUUUUUAUCCUUCAUCAAUAUCAACAAAAAUGGCAGCACACAAGACGCCGACUUCGAAGUGAUAGCAAACAGAAUCCGUGCUCAAAAGCCGGCGCUGCUGAUCUUCAACACAGUAAACAAACUUUCUUCGAUUACAAAACCUAUUAUCAAGAAGGUGAAAAUGCAAAUGGCGGUACAGUGUUACUCAUCCGUGAGGCAAUUAGAUCAAGUCUGGUACCAUGCGCUAUUCCAGAUGUCUGUGCAAUAGACAUCAUGGAGGAAGAGCCAAUACGGAUGAUAGGUGUUUACGCACCCGUGAGCAGAACCUGA
This is a messenger RNA of Adineta ricciae, 477 nucleotides long. NCBI's taxonomy places the organism in Eukaryota, Metazoa, Rotifera, Eurotatoria, Adinetida, Adinetidae. The record is from the annotation of a GenBank genome assembly.